AUUUCAGCCAAUGGCAUCGCCGGAUUCGACGCACCGGCCGCGGCCGCGGCCGCGAUCUUGACGGAAUGGCAGCAGAAUCCCUUUCGUCCUCGUCUCGGAAUGGAGCGCUUUAGCUACUCGCGCAACGGCGGCGUCGACCUGAGCUGCAGUGUGCGCGUCUCGGUGCCCAGCACCGUCGUCGUCGACGGCAAGACGUACUACAAGGUCGCAAUGAAGACUGUCAAGACAGCGCCGGCCAAGUCGUGGGAGGUCGUGCACCGAUACUCGGAGUUCCUCGCCCUCAAGCAAACGCUCCAUGCGCACUUGAGCGAGCAAACGGAACUCGAGAAGACGUGCCCGGGCUGCCAGCACUAUAUGCAUGCGCUUGGCCAAUUUGACUUUCCGCGCAAGCACCUCUUCUCGUCCAACUCGGCCAUGGUCAUCAAGUACCGCCAGGUUUCGCUCCAAGCCUUUGUCUCGAUGCUGGCGUCGCACACGUUCACAACAGCGCCGCGGUGCCCCACGUGCAGCGGCCACGCGUUUGAGCUCGUGCGCGACUUCUUCAUCGUGAACGACAAUCCAUCGAUCCUCGAGAAGCUCCCGAUGCCGAUCCAAGAGGCCGGCAAGUCCGAGUCGCUGCGGUCGGCGCUCACGGUCGACAACUUUCUUGAAGUUCAUCCCGUCGCGCGCGACACGGUCGUCAACAGCGAUGGCGAGUUUCUCUCGUCGCCGGCCAAACCGUCCCCCGGCGAGCCAUCCCCUUCGAAGCAACGCGGGUCGUCCAAACAGCCUCCGCCAGCGCCCUUGCCAUCGGCAAAAGUAGGCCACAUCCAGACAAGCCAGCCUAUGCCGGCCAAGGUGUCGGCGUCGGUGCCAGACGCGCCCCUCGAUGUUGACCGCUACUCGUUCGAGAGCGGCAUGCCCAUCGCUACUAACCCACCGCCGGUCGUGCGUGAAGAGAGCGCCGAAGACGACGACGACAACUUGUCUUUUGACGGCGUCCGCAUCUCGGACCAGGACGACGAGAAUGCGUUAAACAUGGACUUUCUCGCGCCGAAACUGAAGGCCCAGCCCUCAGUGCCCACGACCUUCUAGUCAACGAUGCGUCUAACUUAAAACCCACGAUUAACGCACAUCGUUGACAGCCUCUA
Messenger RNA from Saprolegnia diclina VS20, 1130 nucleotides. RefSeq lists its product as hypothetical. The transcript has a single exon. The record is from RefSeq and is a predicted model, not a curated record. The coding region runs from base 100 to 1074 and encodes 324 amino acids. NCBI's taxonomy places the organism in Eukaryota, Oomycota, Saprolegniomycetes, Saprolegniales, Saprolegniaceae. Gene Ontology annotation, molecular function: phosphatidylinositol binding.